Guillardia theta CCMP2712 is the source of this 857-nucleotide messenger RNA. RefSeq lists its product as hypothetical. The coding region runs from base 83 to 289 and encodes 68 amino acids. The transcript has a single exon. The record is from RefSeq and is a predicted model, not a curated record. Lineage: Eukaryota; Cryptophyceae; Pyrenomonadales; Geminigeraceae.
GAGGGUAGCGAAAAUGUACGAAAUCGAUGUUUUCAAAGUUUUGAAGACUGUACAUAAUCGACAAAACACUACUUGUCGAUAAAUGUGCACUAUUGCUUUUGCCAAUCAGCUACACGCCCAUUUAAGGAUCCUGCAAGAUAGUCAGCGCAACCUUUCCAAGACAGUCGCUGAUAUUUCACUCACCCAAACGUUUCCGAACAUGAAGUUGGGGUUUCCGCCGGAGGGGUCGAAGCCAGAGGCAACGCCAGCGGAAUCACCACCAUCGUGGUCAUCGAGGACAGAGUCGUAGAGGGAGUUGGCGCUGCCCUGCUGGGGAGCGUAGAUGAGCUGAGCUCCAGGAACAAUGCGGACGAUUCUGCCGACAAACUGUACCAAGAGUCAUUACUUUGUCAGCAUUGUGCAACAACGAGGAAUCCUUUUCACAUGAUUACAUCAGGUUACAAUCAAAGAGACGUGAAAGUAGUGAACAGAUUUCCCUCACAAACAUGAAAGUACGACUGACUCUACAACAAAAAUUCUACAUGCCAAGCCUAUUAGGACCAUGGCUCUACAGGACAGAUCCAAACCAAUUUGAACAGAAAGAAACACAGCAAACAAUGAGAUUUCGCUAUCAUAAAUCAUGCGAUGGGAACAGAGAUCAUAUCAGAACGCGCCUCCUAUAAAAUAAGAAAACUCCAACACUACAUUCAUGCAUAUCCCCAAAUGGAGAAAUCAAUCUCCGACAGAAGAAAAUUCCAUGCGGUAAAUCCACUAGAUCAAGAUGUGCUAACAUCUUCGAUCACCAUGCUUGUCGCACAUUUCACACGAUCGACAAGAGAGCAUUGCAAAGCAGCCUGAGCGCAUGCAUGGAAGGGGCU